CCUACAUCAUGGCACUGUCCUUGAAGCUCUGUCGCGUUUCUUCCUCUUAUUUACUGCAGGUUGGACGAUCGACGGCCGCACUUACAAACAGUAGAAACAAAGCGUGGUGGGCGGAUGUGGAACAAGGACCCCCGGACGUGAUCCUGGGUGUGUCUGAGGCCUUCAAGAAAGACACAGACCCCAACAAGAUCAACUUGGGAGUCGGCGCGUACAGAGACGACAAUGGCAAGCCGUACGUCUUGCCCAGCGUCAGAAGGGCGGAGGAAAUCAUCAUGGAGAAGAACACUGACCACGAGUACGCUCCCAUCGGGGGUUUUGCAGAGUUCUGCACGGAGGCAGCAAACCUGGCGUUGGGCGACGACAACGAGUAUGUCAAGAAUGGCCUUAAUGCCACCGUGCAAUGCAUCUCUGGUACUGGAUCUCUUCGCAUUGGAGCUGCAUUCUUGGCAAAAUAUUUCCCCGGAACAAAGCUAAUUCAUUUGCCGAAGCCAUCCUGGGGCAACCACACUCCGAUCUUCAAACAUGCAGGCCUCGAGGUUGGUUCCUACACAUACUACGACAAGAGCAACUGCGGUUUCGAUUUCCAAGGCACAAUGGAUGACAUCAAGAAAAUGCCAGAGAAGUCGAUCAUUCUGCUGCACGCGUGUGCUCACAACCCGACAGGGGUCGAUCCCAAGGUCGAGCAGUGGAAGGAGAUGUCCAAGCUCAUUAAGGAGAAGAACAUCUUCCCAUUCUUCGAUAUGGCAUAUCAAGGAUUCGCGUCCAGUGACUGCAAUACUGAUGCGUUUGCCGUCAGACAUUUCCUAAAAGACGGACACCAGCUGCUGCUGGCGCAAUCCUUCGCAAAGAACAUGGGACUAUAUGGCGAGCGUGCGGGAGCGAUGACACUCGUAUGCGACUCUAAGGAGGAGGCCGCCCGCACGAUGUCACAGAUCAAGAUCAUCAUCCGGCCGAUGUACUCGAGUCCUCCGAUCCACGGCGCUCACAUCGUCAAGACCGUGCUCGGCUCCCCCGAGCUGAAGCAGCAGUGGUAG
Molecule: messenger RNA, 1034 nt
Organism: Priapulus caudatus
Lineage: Eukaryota; Metazoa; Priapulida; Priapulimorpha; Priapulimorphida; Priapulidae
Product: aspartate aminotransferase, mitochondrial-like
Exons: 9
Coding region: 9-1034 (341 amino acids)
Biological process (GO): L-aspartate catabolic process; biosynthetic process
Cellular component (GO): mitochondrion
Molecular function (GO): L-aspartate:2-oxoglutarate transaminase activity; pyridoxal phosphate binding
Source: RefSeq, a predicted model, not a curated record